This is a messenger RNA of Aspergillus homomorphus CBS 101889, 986 nucleotides long. RefSeq lists its product as uncharacterized. Bases 353 to 892 code for a protein of 179 amino acids. NCBI's taxonomy places the organism in Eukaryota, Fungi, Ascomycota, Eurotiomycetes, Eurotiales, Aspergillaceae. The record is from RefSeq and is a predicted model, not a curated record. The transcript has a single exon.
GCCGUUGGGAUUAGUGCCUGGGCAUGACAGGGCAGGAAGCCAGUAUAGAGGGGGCAAUACUCACCAGGUCCUCGAAUUGUUGGAUGAAGUAUUUCAUACCCAUGACACCACUGAUAUAACCGGAGUCAUAACCGAAGAAGACACCACCAAAGGCAGCGAAAGCACACAUCAUGUAGGCCUUGAGGGUGACCGGGGCCUCAACCCGCAGGCCGUUGACCGUGCCGUCAGCCAUGAUGACUGUUGACCGUGUGAUGCUCGAUGUGAACUAGAAGUCUUGACUGACACAGAGCCACAGAGGGAAAGAAGAAGUAUCGAUGCAAAACACACACGAGAUGAAUAAGUGUGAAGAUCGAUGAAGAAGGAGGAGAGAGUUGCAGUGAGAAGGUGCAGUCGAAACCGGGGGGGGUGCAGGCGACUUUAUAAUUCUUGUCGGGUCAGCGAGAGAGAAGAGGGGAAGAACAACAGAGUACGAAUGGAAGGGGAAGUUUGCAAUCGGGCCAGACCCGGACCCGGGGGGAAAUUUUUGCCCACGGGGAUUUCUCCAACCGUCGGGAUCGUGACUGUCCCAUUCAUGAUUUACUGGCCCUUUUGCCUUCGUCUUGCCCCGAUUAGGCAUGGACUGUUCUCGGUCAACGCCGCCAGCUCCAGCUAUUUGCCAUCGUCCCGAGGACUGGCCGAGACGACACGAGGAGAUUGUCUAGUUCAAGGGCUGUCAUGCUCUUUCGUAGACAAGUCCGAGUCAGUCAAGUUUGGAGCCGAGGAUGUCCAACCCUGGCCGAGUCUGAUGGUCUGGUGUCUCAGGAUCCACUUCUUACCGUCCCCAUACCUUGGAAAGAUGGAUAGAUGCAGUAGUCAUACCAGUAGUAUCCAGCCGCAGAUGGUACGACGGUGAGCAUGGCAUAGACUGGUGUGGCUGACCUCCUUCCAGGUCCGAUUUGUUUUAGUCGGGUCAGCCCAACCAGAACGAGAGACACACACACACACGC